AUGUGCCACCUCCACAUAGUGGUGUUUUUUAUUGCUGAAGAACUGCGAAAGUGUUUUGGUGAUUGGGGCAUUGAAGACAAGGUAUUUAUAAUAACGGUUGAUAAUGCUAAAGCAAAUGAUACUGCUAUCAUAAUUCUUAAAGAUGAUUUCGAGUUAAGGGAAGUCUUGCCUAUUGGAGGUCGAUUAUUUCAUGUGCGAUGUUGUGCUCAUAUUACUAACUUGUUGGUGCAAGUAGGACUUGCUGAAAUUGGAGACAUAGUUGAUUCAGUUAGAGAGGGUAUCAAGUACAUAGUGGCUUCUGAGGGUCGGUUGAGAAAAUUUAGUGAUAUUGCAAAAAGAUUGCAACUCCCUGGCAAGAAAUUGAUUUUAGAUGUCCCUACACGUUGGAAUAGCACUUAUAUGAUGUUGGCGACAACUGUACAAUUCAAAGACGUAUUUCCUAGAUACCAUCAAAGUGAUCAAGCAUUUCAGUGGUUAAUAAGCCUUGAAGAAUGGGAGAAGGUUGAAAAUGUGAACCAAAUUUUGUCAAUAUUCAAUGAUGUGGCCAACAUAGUAUUUGGCAGUGAAUACCCAACUUCAAAUCUGUUUCUACCUGAGGUUUGGAGGAUUAAAGAAGUAUUGUUGUUGAAGUGUAGGGAUAAUAAUGAGUACAUCAGGGCAAUGGUGAGUAAAAUGAGUAACAAGUUUGAGAAGUAUUGGGAGCUUGAAGCUUCUAUGGACAUUGAUAAUGUCUACUCCGUUCUUCAUGAGUUAUAUGAGGAAAAUUCCCGUUCUACAAGUGGUUCUACUAGAGUUGCUGCAGUCAAAGCUCCUAUUGGUCGAUCAAGGUUUUUGCAACAUGUAAGAUGUAAUGAUGUUGUGCGACCCGCUAAAACAGAUUUGGAUGUAUAUCUUGAAGAUGACAUUUACAUAUGUGAAAAUGAUGUCAAUGAAGAAGACAUAGAUGCUGAGUUUGAGGCUUUGGCAUGA
Alnus glutinosa is the source of this 969-nucleotide messenger RNA. RefSeq names its product zinc finger BED domain-containing protein RICESLEEPER 2-like. The coding region runs from base 1 to 969 and encodes 322 amino acids. The transcript has 3 exons. Lineage: Eukaryota; Viridiplantae; Streptophyta; Magnoliopsida; Fagales; Betulaceae. The record is from RefSeq and is a predicted model, not a curated record. Gene Ontology annotation, molecular function: DNA binding.